Sclerotinia sclerotiorum 1980 UF-70 is the source of this 96-nucleotide messenger RNA. RefSeq lists its product with no specific name. Lineage: Eukaryota; Fungi; Ascomycota; Leotiomycetes; Helotiales; Sclerotiniaceae. The record is from RefSeq and is a predicted model, not a curated record. The transcript is spliced from 2 exons. Bases 1 to 96 code for a protein of 31 amino acids.
AUGACUCCUCGUGGUCUUGCAAUUAGUAUUGGAAGUGGUAGUAAUGGUGGUCACAUCAUAUCUCGGAUCCUUUCUGACCCUAAUAAGGGCAAGUAA